GGGCUCGAUUCAGUCCCACGUCGCUCGUCGGCCAGCGCGCCCGAACGUGCGCUCACGCGACAUCUCUAUGGGCUACGAUCGACCAGACGAACAUACAAAACUUAAACGUAGCCUUUAUUUCUUACCUAAUCAUUCGAAGAAAAACCGAACGAAUUACGCGAGUUAAGUUUCGAAAAUAUUAAUAAUUCAGGAAGAAAAUGACUCUUAAACUUCACUAUCAAAACUUUUUUCAAUUUAUAAAUUCGUAUUUUCGUGAUUAACGUCUGUACCAAAUUUUAAUUAAUUUCGCCGUUAUUUUUUCAACAUGCAUCUCGGAAAUUUGUAUCGAAACUUAUUUAUACACAAGAAACGACUGAAAAUUUCUAUUCGCAACCUUUAAAAUUUUACACCUUUGUAACAAGAUUUACACGAAUAUAUUAAUAGUUUUGGACAUUAUUUUUAUCCUGAUGUAUUUCUCGGUAGGAAUAAGUCUGACCAAAGACAUUUGAAUAUAGUAAAAGAAUAGACUGUGUUUAAAAUUAAACAUUAAUAGUGUGCUUUCGAGUGUUUUAAAGACAUUGUGUAGUUAUAAAAAUAUAUUUAAAAGUAGAGUCUAGUGAAUGUUUUAGUGUCCCUGUGUGUUUUAGUACUUACUACCGACAUAUAAAAUAAAUUUGGUUGAAAACAACUUCAAAAGGACAAGCGGAAAAUUUUGUACGAAGAAAAUUAUCCUACCUCCUUUACAUGGCUCAAAAUCUUCCCUGUAAAACAUUCCUUACUCCACUCCACGAUUCAAAAAGUCAUAAAAAAGAAACAUUCCACAGAUUUCAUUUUUCACAAAGCCUUGCAAUUGUAACUGUGUAUUAAGAGAAGAAAUAAUAAGACACAUUGAAAGGCUAAGAUAACAGCUAAAAAGAGUAAAACGCGCGUGAACCUCUUCGGAGGGCGCGAGGGGCCGGCGCGAUGCGGUCUCGCCAGGGAUGUACGUAAUAUAUCCUGCGGACGAAGUAGUUUCCCUGACAUACAGCUCGCAUUCGCUGCCACGGCCUCGGCAGCGACCGACCCUCGAUAUUAUCUUCGGGCCACCGCCGCCCGUGCCGUCUAGUGCGAAUUUCCUAACCCCGACCCCCACCCCGCCCCGCGCCGCCUCAGUCCCCAAAACGGCGCCCCCGGAGCCCGCGGAGCGCACGCCGGCCUCGCCGACGCCGUCGCUCGAGCGGCCGGCUAAGCUGCGCGAGCGCACGAAAGCAAAACUCCUCAAAAAACUCGGCCGCCAUGAGGACAAUGAAUUCGGAAAGAUAAUUAGAACCCCCGCCCCCGAUGAAUUCGAGCUGCCCGCACCACUGCCUACCCCCGCAUUUUCGCGGAAGAACAUUUUUGACAGAGACUUUGACGCUUUAUUUGAGGUUGCGAGUACGCCUGAAUUCUGUGCAAAUAUACGCGUGACUACUCCGGAACCAGACCGUAGGUCUGAUGUAUCGGCGGCGCAUUUCCCUUCACCCACUGCAUCCUCCCUUAGUCUAUUACCUCCUCGGCCACAGUCGGAGCCUGCGCCGAGUUCCUCUCCCUCUCCCUCCGCCCGUACGUCCUCGCUAUCGACGCCUCCAACACAACGAUCAUCUUUCGAAGCAGGAUCAAACUCAAAACCGAAGAAAGUUAGUUUUUUUCGAAAACUAAGUCGGGCAAAGGAGGCAUCCCCUUCUCGUCCAGCCACCAUGCAGCAGCCGUCGAUUGAGAUGGCUCUUCGGGAGCUGACUCAUCCGGCGCAUAAUGAUCAAUUGAAAAAUCAGCAACAAGUCACAUUCAAACUGGUCAAAACAGUCACGGACUUCACGACGCAGCUGUCACAACUUUACGAACGUCACUCGUCAGAACUACAACUGCUCGUUUCGACUUUUCGGAAACGGAAUAGCGAUCUGAGGAAAGAGAGAGCCAGCUGUCCCUCUUCUCUUUUCCAUACAUGGGAGACACUACUGCAGGAAGUUGAAGCUGAUGUUGUCUGUUACAACAACGCCGCUUCAUCGCUGGAGAGAGUGGUAGCGACCCCACUUCUUGAGAAAACCUUUCACAUGAAGGUGCAAGCGAGAAAACUCUUCGCUCAUCGAGAAGGCUGCGAAGUAAUACUCGGGAAGGCUGAUGAUCAGCUUAACAAGAGCCGUCAGGACUACAGGACAGCGUUCCUGAACUAUUGCAACAACUCGAACCCCGUGAACCUCGCAACGUAUUAUGACUCGCAUAACAAUUACGUGCAACAGCUGACCGCUACAAACGCCAUGAUUGAACAAUAUCAUAAGCAUACAUUACCUACAAUAUUACAGGAGCUGGAGGAAAUUUUGACUGACGUAACGACUGCUGUCAGUGACGCGAUUUGUCAAGAAGGAGAAAUAAUGACCGACAAGAGUAACAACCAGCUUCGGCGCUACGAGUCUCUAUGUGCGCAAGCGCGCGCAGUAUCGAGCACUGCAGACUUGGCGCAUCUUGCGCGUACGCUGCUAACCAACCAGCCACCAAUGCGGACGCCGCUACGUGCUUUCUUGCCACCGUAUCCACCAGAACCAGAUGAUCCGCCGCUUGACGUGGCUGCGGAGAGCAUGCCGCCAGUAUUACGUGGAGAGAUGUUGCUUGAUCGUAUGGGCGGAGGACAAGCACGGCUGAACUACGAGCAACUGAGAAAGGACGCUCAAGAUCUUGAAUUACAAAUCAAACAACUACAGGAUGGACUGGACUCUUUAGCUCGGCUGCAGGCUCGGAGCCUCGAGGGAAGCCUGUAUAAUAAAGUCAACGAAAUACAAGAGGAUAUAUCCGUCAAGAAGUACGACUAUCGCGCUACGCAGCUUCAUCUGGCUGCAGUUAGAGCUCAGAGAGAGCUUUUUGCGGCUAAAGCAGACAGCAGCACAACCGCAGCUGAUCGGAAGUUAUCGUCUUCAUCUGCAGGCAGCAUGAAGAAUAAGUGGCUCAAAGCCUUCCGUAGCCUGAAGCCUCCGAGCGCACCCCCACCUCAUGCAGCGCCACCGGACAAAAAAAAUCAAAUGUACCACGCGGUGUCUACGGUUAUGGCGAUGAGGAGGAACGGCGCAGCGCGUGAUAUGCGCUCCGGCGGUGACACGGACGCGCAUAAUUUCCAAGAGUAUACUUACAAGAAAAUCACUCCCUGCGAUGUAUGCUCUCAAGUACUUAGAGGGCACACUCGUCAAGGACUCCGAUGCAGGAUUUGUAAGAUGAAUGUACAUACUGAUUGUAUGCCACAAGUGGGUAAAUGUCAAACGAAAUCUCGACUUCUACGCAGACAAAAGAGCACCUCUGAAAUUGAGGCGCACAGAAUCCAAGAUGCAGCAUUUGACGAAGAAAAGGAGGAAGUGGAUCAGACCUAUCAAGUUCUGAAGCGGGCCAACGAAAUAGCGAAGCCGGGCGGCGGCGCGGGCGGCGGGGGUCCCAUAGUGCGGGUCUCGGCGCCGGAAGAGCCGCCGCCCGCGCGCUCCCCGGCGCGCCCGAGUGCUGGCCUGGCAGUGGCACCGCAGCCCGUCUCCUCCAGCUCAGCGCCGCACUCGCCGAGACGCCAAAAGUUGAACCUUAGGAUGAAGAGCCUGUCGCUGGACUCGCCGGAAUGUGGAGAGCUCAGGCGUCGCCCUCGGGACCAGCCCUCGCAGGGUAGCAGAGUAUUAUGUGACUACAGAACGUAUUGCAUGAAAUAUGGCUCUAAUAGAAUAAGUAAUCCCAUGUUCCACAACCAUGUCCAUACUCAGUCAUCUCCGUCCUCUCCGGUGCAUAGCCGACGACUUCUGAGUGCUAGAGGAGGCCGUAUGAGCAGUGUGGAACUGCCCGACGAACCUGAUAAGAGUCUGUCAUCGAACAGCGCUAGCCCAUGUCCGUCGCCAGUCAAGCAGCACAGCAAGCAUCAACGGCUAUUGCCUACGAACUUAUACGUGAUUCUGUACAACUUUAAGUCACGUCACGCUGAUGAAUUGGACUUGAAGGCGGGUUACAAGGUCACUGUCAUCGAUACAACUGACCCGGACUGGUGGAAGGGCAAGUGUCUCGGAAAGAUCGGUUAUUUCCCAUCAAAGUAUUGCAUGAGACUUCAAGCUGGAGAGAGACCUUUGCAAGUUACCCACAAUCUACAGGUGUCUGAUGGUGAUAAUGGACUCAUGCUGCUACGUGAUCAGAUCGUCGUUCAAGUUGGUGAUGAAGUUGAUGGCAUGGUGAUGAUCCGAAACGGUGAUAACCGAACUGGCGUGUGUCCGGUUAAAUUCUUACAGGAAGUGUGACGCUUUAAGCUACCACACUUCAAUGUCAUGAAGAGACGUGGCUCACUAUCUAAAGAAUCCAAUAAAUAUAACGAUCCAAAACCGACCCGAAGCGCACCGGUCACGCCCUGUGAAAGCGAAACAUCAAAUUGGUCGGACACUUACGAAUCGCAACGCUCAGACAAAGCGAGCUACGAAGCAUCCGUCGAAGGUGUGUGGUGGUGGCGAAGGCCCUUGGGAGUGAGACGUACAACCUGUAGAAGAUGUGGAGCCUCUUCCUCCUCGAGACCAUUAACCUUAACGCCCUGUACUGGAAUACCACUGGAUGACUAUGAUUACGACCGACGCCCCAUCAGGUCAGGUGACCGGCCGUUGAAUUUCGUUAGACAACUGUUUCUCUAAAUCUAUUACAUAAUAUUUUCGACUAUUUCACUUUUAAUACGAUGACUCAAAUUAGACGUACCAGAUACUUAUUAUCAAUGCUUUGGUAGUACUAAAUAAACGGUUUUUGUUGAUGUUAAUUUGACCUAAAAAUGAUUAUGAUGUCUAAGCUUUAUCGAUCCCGCUAUUUUGAUAUUUUGCUUAAAAUUUUGAAAUUUUUAUAUUUAUUACGGCCUAUUUAAUUCGAAAAAAUACAAUCCUUCCAUAUUCAGAAUUUACUUUAAGGGUAUAUUUUUUAUUAUUGCAUAAGUGUAUACAAAAAUAUAGCAACAUAUCAUUUUACAAAUACAAAUAUAGUUCCGUAUGUUUGACAUAAUAAAUAUUGUAAGUAAUUAUAUAAAAAAAAACCCUUAUAUUAUAAAUUUAUAUAUUCGAAUUUAACUGUUUACAUAAUUAGACUUAUAAUAACUAUUACCGUCCCAAACCGGGAGAUAGCUUUUCCAAAUGAUAUAUUACUUUUUUUCACUACAAAAAAAUACACUAAACAGUCAUAGAUGAGCACCCAUUAUAAACAAAGCAUUUAUUAAUACAAUUGAAUAAUAUAACUAAACCAAACUGUGACAAAAUACACCUCAGAAGUUACCAUAAGCUAUGAUAGCUGAGUAUGGAAAUAUAUUUUAUUAAAAUAAGUCGAUAAAACCAAUAAAAUACCCAACGAAUAAAUUUGCUCUAUUGACACAAGCGAUAUGUAGAUCAGUAGAUAAUAAAAUACCUAACAAAAGAAUUCAGACCAGUUUUUAAACUAUAAAAACAUUACAAAAACAUAAAUUAUAUAUCACACUUCAUUUUAAAAAGUAGUUUUAGUGCCAGGAAUCGAUCUAACAACUAUAGUAAUGUUUGUAAACGAGUAUAGUGCCUAUAAAA
Molecule: messenger RNA, 5528 nt
Organism: Vanessa tameamea
Lineage: Eukaryota; Metazoa; Arthropoda; Insecta; Lepidoptera; Nymphalidae
Gene: Stacl
Product: Stac-like
Exons: 22
Coding region: 960-4244 (1094 amino acids)
Biological process (GO): positive regulation of voltage-gated calcium channel activity; positive regulation of protein localization to plasma membrane; skeletal muscle contraction
Cellular component (GO): extrinsic component of cytoplasmic side of plasma membrane
Molecular function (GO): protein binding
Source: RefSeq, a predicted model, not a curated record